Closterium sp. Naga37s-1 is the source of this 1563-nucleotide messenger RNA. Lineage: Eukaryota; Viridiplantae; Streptophyta; Zygnematophyceae; Desmidiales; Closteriaceae. The record is from the annotation of a GenBank genome assembly.
AUGUCGUCCGCAGGUAGAAACGAUCUACCAGGUGGAACUGGGGAAACUAGGACCGGGGGAGGUGAAUUCGGGGAAGGGGGGUCUGGGGAAAGCGGGUCGCAGCAGGGGGAAGGGAGCGCGCGCGCAGGGUCGGCGGAAGCGCAGGGGGAAGGGAGUGCGCCGUCGCGCCAGGCGGAAGCGCAGGCGGAAGGGAAUCCGCCGGCAGAGCAGCAGGGGGAAGGGAGCGGGAAUUCCGAGGGGCAGGCGGAGCAGAAGGGGGAGGGGGGCGGGCGGAAGAAGCCAGUGGCAGUGGCAAGCCCUGAUGCAGCGCCUAUAUGCUCACAUGCGCGGCAGCAAUCGCUCAGCACCUAUACGCACACGUGCACGGCAGCAGCACCACUCACUACCUCAUCAACCUCCACCCUGCUGUGCCCUGCGUGCCCUCUGUCCUGUCUGUCCUCCCCGCUGCCUUCCGUGCACCCCCACCCUCAUCAGGCAGUGGCAAAACCACCUUCAUGCAGCGCCUAUACGCACACGUGCACGGCAGCAGCACCGCUCACUACCUCAUCAACCUCCACCCUGCUGUGCCCUCCGUGCUCUUUUCCCCAAAAAGGCACUGGGAAAACGACUCUCAUACAGCGACUAUACGCACACAUGCACAGCAGCAAAAUCGCCCACUACCUCAUUAACCUGGACCCGGCUGUGCCCUCCGUGCCCCCAUCUUCCCUCCUCUGCCCUCCUAUGCCCCCCUCUCAAAUCCCAUCAGGCAGUGGCAAAACGACUCUCAUGCAGCGUCUGUACGCUCACAUGCAUGGCAGCAAGAUAGCUCACUACCUAAUCAACCUGGACCCAGCUGUGCCCUCCGUGCCCUACCUCGCCAACAUUGACAUUCGAGACACCGUCAACUACAAGAACGUGAUGAAGGAGUAUGGGCUGGGUCCGAAUGGAGCCAUUCUCACCUCACUGAACCUUUUUACGACCAAGAUUGACGAGGUAAUCACCCUCGUGGAACGUCGAGCCGAUUCGCUCGACUACGUUUUCAUCGACACGCCCGGGCAGAUUGAAAUUUUCACCUGGUCAGCUUCCGGAGCAAUCAUCACCGAAGCCUUCGCCUCCACCUUUCCCACGGCCGUUUGUUUCGUAGUGGACACUCCCCGGGCGGCAAAUCCCGGCACCUUCAUAAGCAGCAUGCUUUACGCGUGUGGGAUUCUGUACAAGACGCGGUUACCACUGCUGCUGGCGUUUAACAAGACCGACGUGGCACGGCACGACUUUGCCGUUGAGUGGAUGCGGGACUUUGAAGCCUUCCAAGCAGCAGUGGAUCGCGAUCCUUCCUACGCCGCCUCGCUCUCUCGCUCCCUCUGCCUCGCCCUUGACGAGUUCUAUUCAAAUUUGCACGCUGUGGGAGUCUCGGCUGUCACAGGAGGGGGCAUCAAUGAGUUUUUCACUGCUGUCGAGGUGGCCAGAAAAGAGUACAUGGAAGGCUACAGGGUUGACUUGGAGAAGAUGAGAGCGGAGAAGGAGAAGAAAGAGGCGGAGAGGCAGAGUGCGGAGAUGGCCCGGUUUCGAGCGGGCUCUGGUUGA